AUGGCCACCCAAUACGAAAUCGAGCACAAUGUGCAGUUCGCCGAGCCUCGUCGUGGCCGACGGGUCGACAUGUCCUCCUUCUUCGCCCUCCUCAACACACUCUCCGAUUCCGACCAGAGCCACCACCGACCUCACGCGACGCCCACGCCCGUCGAUCACGCGCAUCUCUUCCGCCUGCUGCAAGACCAACUCCUCACACUGCAGACCACCAGCCCCGACGAGGGCAACCGGGACUUUCUGGAGCAGUUGAUCGCCGGCUUGGAGGGAGACAUCAAUGAUCCGCCCAGGGAGAUCCAGGGCGUGAGCCAGGAGUUCAUUGAUACCCUCGACCGCGUGACGAAACGACGGCUCAAGCCAGAAGACGACUGUGCCAUCUGCAAGAUUCCAUACCUCGAGGACGAGUAUCCCCUGGUGGUGCAACUACCCUGUGCGGGCAAGCAUCGCUACGAUCUCGAGUGCGUGGGCCCCUGGCUCAGGAGCAAAGGCACCUGUCCCAUGUGCAGAGAGCAACUCGGCAAGAGGAAACAGGUCAUCGUUGAGGAUGAUGAGGAGGAUGAGAAUCCAGAUAUGCUGUAUUCGUAACGUGUCAUGAGUGAGAAUGAACGAACGAUUGGGUUUGGCAGGCAAUGGGAAGCGAGGCGUUGACAUGACCAAGAAUGCAUCAUUUGGUGUUCCAUCAUCGAUUACUAUCCCAUCUCACAGAGUCUUCAUAGUCUCGACGGUCUUGUCCGUUUUGCUCUUGACGUCGCUGUCCGCAGCACCAGACAACGUCUCGAUGCGCUGCCGCCAAAAGUCCCACCUCUUCUGUGUCAAACCGGGUUCGCCGGCCUCAAAAAGCUGUCCGGCCUUGAACAUGCGCUUCUCCUCCUCGUCCAGCUCUCGGGUGCUGUUCACCCUGUCCUUCAGAUCCUUCCCGGCGUAGGCCACCCACGCGUGCGCGAUGAGAAGCGAGGCAUCACGCUCCCUGUCAUUCUGAGGCUCCCGCUCAAGGGCAGAACGGAGAGCCCAGAGAGCAAAGUUGUCCCAGGUGACGAGGUGGG
This is a messenger RNA of Emericellopsis atlantica, 1040 nucleotides long. RefSeq lists its product as uncharacterized. The record is from RefSeq and is a predicted model, not a curated record. The transcript is spliced from 2 exons. NCBI's taxonomy places the organism in Eukaryota, Fungi, Ascomycota, Sordariomycetes, Hypocreales, Bionectriaceae. The coding region runs from base 1 to 582 and encodes 193 amino acids.